AUGGCUGCACAAUAUUGUUGCAAUCAACCGAUGCUCCAACCCACCACCACCAAUACUAUAUUGCCAGAUGAGCUCAUCGACGAUAUCCUCCUGAGGCUUCCGGUAAGGUCUCUCCUUCGAUUUAAGUCUGUGUGUAAAUCAUGGAAAACCCUAAUCACCCAUCCCAAAUUCGCAAACAUUCAUCUUCGAUCCUCCACCGCCGCGGAAGACACAAGCAUGGCCAACAAACAAUUAAUCUUUCUUACUAAGAUAGAACCCUACGUGAUCUUAACUUACCAUCUUAAACAAUUAUUUGAAAACCCAUCAACAUGUGCUGAACCUGUUAUCUCCAGCUUCUUAAAGAUGAAAAAGUAUGGUAUUUACGGUUCAUGUAAUGGGUUGUUGUGUCUGUUUGAUCGCUCUCAAUGUCGUCUCAAACUGUUCAACCCUUCUAUCAGGGUCAAAUCCAAAAAAUCUCCACAAGUUUUUCCGCCACUUGAUUGGACGAUGAGGUAUUACGGCUUUGGAUAUGAUCAAAUUAAUGACAAGUACAAGUUCCUUGUUGUUUUGAAAGAUUACGACAACGGAGAAACUUUAACCAAAAUUUAUACCUUUGGUGAAGAUUCUUGCAAAACUAUUCAGAAUUUCCCUUGUAACUUUAUUUGUUUUUAG
Molecule: messenger RNA, 651 nt
Organism: Trifolium pratense (red clover)
Lineage: Eukaryota; Viridiplantae; Streptophyta; Magnoliopsida; Fabales; Fabaceae
Product: F-box/kelch-repeat protein At3g23880-like
Exons: 1
Coding region: 1-651 (216 amino acids)
Molecular function (GO): protein binding
Source: RefSeq, a predicted model, not a curated record